UCGUGCCCAUAAAAUAUAAUUUUGUUUGCGUCGCUAAAUUAAUUCUCUACCACCUCAUACAUACCUGAAAAUAUCAUUUCCUGUACAUUUAUCAAAUGCAGUCUUGUAGUUAGCUUUAUUGUUUAAUAUUGGUUUGUUUCAGAAUUUAAAGACACCAUGCUGAGUCCGAAGAUUCAGCGAUCCAUUCGUGUGAACGAUGGACAACUGAUCGCGCUCUCGGAGAGGGCGCAGUACGAUCACUCACAGGCGGGCUACUUGCACAAAAGAAGUUCUGACAACACGAAAUGGCAGUUGCGAUGGUUCAUACUUUAUCAGAACAUGCUGUUUUACUACGAAUCGGAGAACAACACGCGGCCCACGGGAGUGUUGCUUCUGGAAGGUUCUUACUGCGAACGGCUCAGCAAAACACCUAUGGAGAGGAACGCAUCGUUCUGUUUCACGAUAUCGUACCGGCGCGAGAGCCAGCGCCAGUACGAGCUGCGCGCCGCGUCGGAAGUCGACUGCGUGCACUGGGUCGACGCCAUCCGGGAAGCCAGCUUCAACAAGCUUCUUCUGCAGAAAGAGGAGUUAGAGCAGAAGCAGCUGCACCUCCUCCAAGUAGUGGAGAGUGAGAGGACCUCGCGCUGGCAAUAUGCGCAGCAGUGCGACGAACUCAGCAACGAGGUCAAGAAACUGAGGACAGAGCUGUGCUCAUACAAGAAGGAGCACGAGCCGUCCAGCAGGGCCGCGUCCACCUCCAGCUCGUCUCCGACUCACUCGCCAGACAUCGACCCCGCUGAACUGCGCAAGAUCAAGAAAGUACAGAGCUUCUUCCGCGGGUGGCUGUGCAGGCGGCGCUGGAAGCAGAUCGUCGACCAGUACAUCAAGAGCCCGCACGCAGAGAGCAUGAGGAAACGGAACAGCCUCGUGUUCAAGAUGGUAGAAGCGGAGGAGGAGUAUCUUGAGCAAUUGGAGAUUUUGGUGACAUGUUUCCUUCGGCCAUUCAAAAUGGCGGCGAGCUCAAAGAAACCGCCGUGUACGCACGAGGACGUCAACUCUAUAUUCCUGAACAGCGAGACGGUGCUGUUCCUCCACCAGAUCUUCUUCAAGGGUCUCACUUCGAGGAUGGAGUCAUGGCCAACACUGGUGCUCGGUGAUCUGUUCGACAUGCUGCUGCCGAUGCUGACGAUAUACCAGGAGUACGUGCGCAACCACCACUACUCGCUGCAAGUGCUCACCGAGUGCAAACAGAGCCAACCAUUCGCGCAGCUACUGUCUCGACUCGAGAGCAAAUCCGCUUGCCAGGGAAGGUCAUUGGAGACGUUCUUAACGUAUCCUAUGCAUCAGAUCCCCCGCUACAUAAUAACCUUGCACGAGCUGCUAGCGCACACGCCGCACGAUCACGUGGAGCGGCGCAGCCUGCAGCAUGCGCGGGCGCAGCUAGAGGAGCUCUCGAGGCAGAUGCAUGAUGAGGUGAGCGAGACGGAGAACUUGCGGAAGAAUCUGGCGGUGGAGCGGAUGAUCAUCGAGGGCUGCGACAUACUGCUGGAUGUCAACCAGGUGUUCAUACGGCAGGGUACACUAUCGCAAGUCGUAGGCAAAGGUCGUAGAGCCACACUCCAAGCGAGACAGGCGUUUCUCUUCAGCAACCACCUGCUGCUGACCACCAGGGCGACUGGCGGCAGGCUGCAUCUACCACCAUGCGGCAGGCUACCACUGCACGACGCGCUGCUUGUCGAGGAUCCUUCGAACCAUGAUGAUGAUGUGUGCUCGUCGCCCGGCGGAGACAUCUAUCAGGGCAGGGACUUCAAGAUACUCGUCGAAGUCAAAGGGGAGCAGAUCUGCGCACAUUUAGUGGCGGCGACGGUGGAGGAGAAGGCGGCGUGGACGAGCGAGCUGGCGCAGUGCAUGGAGAGCGCGGCGCUGACGGCGCUGCUGCGCGCGUGCGGCUCGUGCGGCGGCGCGUCGGCCAGCCUGCCCGCCUGCCGCUCCGACCGCGCGCUCUUCACCGACGACGUCGACAUCCGCUUCAGCAGGACGCUCAACUCCUGCAAGGUGCCGCAGAUCCGCUCCGCCACGCCGCAGCGGCUGCUGCAGCGGCUCACUGACCUGCGUUUCCUGUCGGUGGACUUCCUGAACACGUUCCUGUUGACGUACCGCGUGUUCACGGACGGCGUGACGGUGCUGGAGGCGCUCAAGCAGGUGUUUUACGAGCAAUCGCAGCAGGAGCUGGAGCUCGCCCCCCCACCUGACGCCACCAGGAAGACCAGCGGCGCUAGCUCCGUCUCUGGCUACGGGUCUGAAUACAGCGACAGGGACUGGCAGUCGCGGUUUUGGAAGGCGUCUAGGAAGAGCGAGGAAGAAGACAAACUGUCGCCGUACCUGAUGGCGCCAUCGCGUCGAACAUCAACCGUUAGCAAGACGGAGGAAGACAACAGUCAUUUGACGAUACCAAAGAUUAUGGCAACAUCGUCUAGCAAUGAGACUUUGAAAGGAACGUCACCAUCAUCUCCGGGCGCUCUGAGCUCAGUGACCCUCGUCGGGAGUCCAAAGAAGGCAAGUCCUGAGGGCGGAACGAAAACGGAACGCAAGUCACCGCCCAAAGAUAACGACGCGGCUGCGGCCAUCAUGAAAGAUGAGAGCAUAGAGAUGGUGGACCAGAGCGACGAGGACAUCAAGUACAAAGAGGAGGAACAGGAGAAAAACAAAUACAAGAUCGAUGAUAAGUUUAAAAUAUCCCAGAGGUUUUCGGAGCGCGUGCGCACGAUGUCGGAAAGUCCCCGUCGUCUGCAGCCAUCGUCGUCAGCGGCGUCGGAGGCGCGGCGCCGCUCGGAGUCCGCGCGCGACUCGGCAGCCUCCGCCGCGGCCGAGGAACAACGCCGGGCCUCCGACUCCGGCACCAGGUUCACGCCGCACAGGUCUGUCAGCGAACGUCGCUACACGAACUCGUCGAUCAACAGCGAGCGGCGGCGGUACUGGGGCGGGUCGGAGCCGCGCUCCUCCGUCACCUCGCAGGUCUCACAGGUAGCGCAGAGCUAUCGUCGUGAAACUAGUCAGCCCAAGGCAGGCGUCGUCAUCACUUCGUUCAGGCAGUCGCACAGGAGUUUCAUAUUUCACAACUUUUGCAUGUCUACACCUUUCUCUUUUCUUCUUUUCUUUGAGUUUUUAGGGUUUACAAUCCUCGUUACAACGGGAGGAUAUUACGAACCAACACACCCAGCCUUUUUGGUGUUUAUAUGGAUUGUGAUGGAGUUGUGUCGGUCUAGGAGCAGUACAUCGACUGCGGCGGUGGCCUUCGCCGUCGCCACCUCAGCAUCAUCCAACCCUCGCUCCCCACCACCGACGUCGCCGCCUCCAGCUAGACGGGAUUCUGUCAUUUCUACUGCUGCUACUAUGAGGGUGCUUAAUGUUUUACGGCACUGGAUAUCUAAACACUCAUACGACUUUUGGUCGGACGAGCGUCUCCGAGGCCUGACGAUGGACUUCCUCAAGGAAAUCGAGGGCAGCCCAGGAUUACUUCCGGCUGAACACAAGGCGGCUGCUCAGCUGCUACGGUUGCUGGAGAGAGCGCCAGACAGGGCGGUGGACUUAAAAGCACUCUUUGUUCCGCCUAAGGUGCCAACCAAAGAAAGCAUCGAGACACUAUCAGCUCUGGAGAUCGCGGAGCAAAUGACGUACUUGGACUAUCAGAUCUUCAGCUCUAUUAACAGCGAAGAGUUCCUGGGCCAGGCGUGGACGAAGGCGGACAAGGCGGAGCGCGCGCCCCACAUCCUGCUGAUGACGUCACACUUCAACCACAUCUCCAACCUCGUCAUCUCUGAAAUACUCAAGAAGUAUACCGUCGCCGGUCGCGUGGCGGCCAUAGAGAAGUGGGCGGCGGUGGCGGACAUCGCGCGCUGCUUGCACAACUUCAACGGCGUGCUGCAGAUCUGCGCCGCGCUCUCCAACACCUCCGUGUACCGGCUCAAGAACACCUGGGAGAAGGUGUCCAAGACCAGCAAGCAGACUAUUGAACGGAUGCAGACCAUCAUAUCUUCCGAAUGUCGAUUCAGGAUCCUGAGGGACGCGCUGCACAGAUGCGACCCGCCGUGCAUCCCCUACUUGGGCAUGUACCUAUCAGACCUCUCGUUCAUCGAAGAAGGAACAUCCAACUACACGCCUGAUGGACUGCUGAACUUCUCUAAGAUGAGAAUGAUUGCCCACGUGAUCCGUGAAAUAAGGAAUUUCCAACAGACGCCGUACAAAAUUGAGCACAUACCGAAGGUGUGCGACUUCCUGCUGGACCGGUCGCUGGUGAUCCAGGAGGAGCGCCAGUACACGCUGUCGCUGGAGCUGGAGCCGCGGGUGUCGCGCGGGUCGGGCGCGGGGCUCGGCGCGGGGCUCGGCGGCGCGCUCGCCUCGCCCGCCUCCUAG
Molecule: messenger RNA, 4392 nt
Organism: Manduca sexta (tobacco hornworm)
Lineage: Eukaryota; Metazoa; Arthropoda; Insecta; Lepidoptera; Sphingidae
Product: ras-specific guanine nucleotide-releasing factor 1
Exons: 32
Coding region: 157-4392 (1411 amino acids)
Biological process (GO): positive regulation of GTPase activity; Ras protein signal transduction
Cellular component (GO): plasma membrane
Molecular function (GO): guanyl-nucleotide exchange factor activity; protein binding
Source: RefSeq, a predicted model, not a curated record